AUGACACAGUCCCCAUACCAGCUGUUUGGCACGUCAAUAGAGGAAGCAGUUCAGAAAUCCAUAAGUGAGCGAAAACCAUUAUUGGUUUUUUUAGCACAUCAAACAAAUUUCAGCACAAAUGACCAAUUUUUGAAAAAAUUUAUUGUCAAAUCAAGUUUACUUGAACAACUUGAGACCAAUUUUGUGCUUUUGAAACUAGUUCAAAAUUCUACUGGUUUUAGAUAUUUUGAACAACUUUUUAGUAACUUAAAAGUGCCCAGUUUUUAUAUAGUUGUGCUGGGGAAACUCAAAGCAGUGAUAGAUUACCAAGCAAAAAUUGAAGAUUUUGAAAACCACGUCAAUGACGUGAGUUGUGCACAAAGAGUUGACCAAAACCGCCAGCAACAACUGGAACAGACAUCAUCGCAUCCUCAGCAACAACUGGAACAGACAUCAUCGCAUCCUCAGCAACAACUGGAACAGACAUCAUCGCAUCCUCAGCAACAACUGGAACAGACAUCAUCGCAUCCUCAGCAACAACUGGAACAGACAUCAUCGCAUCCUCAGCAACAACCGGAACAACCAUCAUCGCAUCCUCAGCAACAACCGGAACAACCAUCAUCGCAUCCUCGGCAAUCCCCACAAACUCAAAUUCCUCAAAUUCACCCUGUAAUGAGUGACCACGAAAAAUCGGUUCAGAAAUACAAGGAGCAGCUAGCAGAACAGAGACGGGGAAUAGAUCUAGAAAAGCAAAGGCUACGAGAUUUGAUAAAGGCAGAUAAAAGAGAACGGGAAAGCAAAAUCAAGGCAGAAAAAGAAAUGGCCAAAACCGAAUCAUCAAAACCUCCUCACUGCAUGGGAAAAGGGCAAAACUCAAAAACACCGCGAUGUACAUUGGCAAUCAAAUUAUUUGAUGGAAGCACCAUUAGAAAAGAGUUUGACUCUCAAGAUUCACUCGAAGAUGUGCGCAAGUACCUAGAUGUCGAAGUCAAAGUUAUACCUUCAACAAGCAAUAUGCCAGCUUUUGCAACUACUUCUCACCCUACGGGGUAUUCCUUUCACAGACCUACAUUGCCGCGAAUAACAUAUUCCGAGGAACAAGAGUCCACCUCAUUACAAGAUCUUGAUCUAACACCUAGAUCGAUUCUAAUUUUAAAACCCAUAUUCAAGGAUACCAAUUCUGGUAACGUGAGCCCAGGUGGAGAAAAAGUGGGAUGGUUUAAAAGUGUUUACAAUGGGUUAGGGAAGUUGGCCUCUACGCUUUAUUUAUUUUUCGAUUAUGGUGUUGACGAUUUCCCCAACUAUGGCAAUGAGCGCCCAAGCUCUCAUGAUGAAAAUGACAACAUCGAUUUACCUUACCCAGUUGCCCCUGGUCUGCUUUUAGUUGGAGAUAGGGCUUUCUCUUCCUCGUUGCUCAGUAUUGAAACAGAUGAUAUGAACUCACUCACACUGGACUCCCGACUUACGGAAUCCCGUGCUUCGUCGCCUAGAUCGGUAUCGAUGAGUCGAAUUCAAACAGUUCAUGAUGCUAAUGACCAAAGGAUUGAUACUUAUAAUGGCAAUAGCAUUAACUUGAAUGAAAGAGAUGACAGAGUAGAUUAG
Molecule: messenger RNA, 1581 nt
Organism: Lodderomyces oxycetoniae
Lineage: Eukaryota; Fungi; Ascomycota; Pichiomycetes; Serinales; Debaryomycetaceae
Exons: 1
Coding region: 1-1581 (526 amino acids)
Cellular component (GO): endoplasmic reticulum
Molecular function (GO): protein binding
Source: RefSeq, a predicted model, not a curated record